AUGACGCGGCUGCAUCAAUGUCGCAGUUCAUCUAGCAAACUCUUGAGAAACAGCAAAAGGACAUCCAAAAGCAGGAUAUAUCCUCGAAGACUUACACGGAGCACGGGAAGAAGCCAAAGCGUGACCUCGGCUUUGACGGAGUCGCGUCUCGGAAUCGGGUCCCGGAAAGAGGGCCGGUUGGCCCUAAGCCUGUUUUGCACUCUAUCGUGCUCGCAGUGCUGCGUGUGGAACACUUGGGGCCCGAUAGCGGGUUUUGCUUUGCGGGCUUUCCCGACCUGGAACGAGUCUCUGGUGGCCCUGCUGUCCAAUUGGGGAUGUAUCAGUUACCUUACCUGCUGCAUACCCUGCUGCCUGGCACUGUCCCUGCAAAUGGCGGCGAUUCUUUCAACUCUGGCGACCUUCAUUCGUUGCAUAUCCUGUAGGGAGAACGUCUUCACGAUAAUGGUGCACACCGCGGCCAUCCUGAAUGGAUUAUCGGGAGUAAUCCUUGGUCCUGCCACGGCAUUGGUCUCCGCGGUUUGGUUCCCUCCUGGGAAACGCACCACCGCUACUGGCAUAUCUUCUGCCUGCAAUCAAUUGGGAAUAGCCAUUUCUUAUUUAAUCGGACCGGUUGUGAUAGAGAACACAAUCGCAUACAAUGCAACUUUCUUGAUAAAUGAUACAAAUUCCAAUGGAAGUGUCGUUUUUGAUAAAAUGUACACCAUGGCACUGCGAGCGCAAAUUUUGUCUCUCAUGAAGAUAGGUAAAUAA
Messenger RNA from Nylanderia fulva, 750 nucleotides. The record is from RefSeq and is a predicted model, not a curated record. Lineage: Eukaryota; Metazoa; Arthropoda; Insecta; Hymenoptera; Formicidae.